This is a messenger RNA of Zingiber officinale, 3848 nucleotides long. Its product is annotated as FHA domain-containing protein At4g14490-like. Lineage: Eukaryota; Viridiplantae; Streptophyta; Magnoliopsida; Zingiberales; Zingiberaceae. The record is from RefSeq and is a predicted model, not a curated record. The transcript has a single exon. The coding region runs from base 94 to 1074 and encodes 326 amino acids. Gene Ontology annotation, molecular function: mRNA binding; protein binding.
ACAACAUUUCGAAACUCAAAUUUUCAUUCCCCGCCUCUACUCCUCGUCUCUUCGUCGUCGCCGACGCAGUAGGAUUAGGGUUUCUCGCUUCCGAUGGAGCUCCCGUCACUCCGAUUGACUGUGGAGAAGGGCCCAAAGAAGGGUGAGACGUUCGAAUGCAAGGCCGCCGCCGUCGCCCGUGUCGGCCGCAUCAUCAAGGGAAACAACCUCGCCGUCCGCGACCCCGGCGUCUCCCAGAAGCACCUCACCUUCCAGUUCCAACACGAAGCUUCCUCUUGGUCCGUCUCCGAUCUCGGCACCUCCAACGGCACCUUCGUCAACGGUUUCCAGAUCCCGCCCUCCUCUCCGUUUCCCGUCUCGGACGGCGAUACCAUCAAGAUCGGCGAGUUCACCGCCAUCUCUGUUAAGGUCCUCGCUUCGGAAGGGCCGCAAGUGGGUGAUUUCUGUGUAGAAGAAGAGGAGAGGAGUGAGGUAGGCCGGAAGAGAAGGAGAGGGGCCCGGAAGGUCGCGCCUUCCCUCCCGGUCGUAGAGGAGUUGGUAGCUGAUGUGACGAAUGGGAAUAAGGAUCGAAAGGGUAGAGGAAGGCCGAAGAAGGGUACUUCUGCUUCUGCAAGCGUGAACAAAGAUGAGGAUUUGCAACCCCUGGUUGUGGAGAAAAUCGUUGAAGUGGAGGUCCCUCUUGAAAAGCCUAGGACAAGGGGUAGAAGGCCUGCUACAAGAUAUGCUGCUAAGGCUUCUAAGGAUGAAAAUGAAGUGGUCAAGUCUCAUGAUUCAGAUAAGCAUCCUGAUUCCAAAGAUGUUGAAGCUGUAGAAGCAGUUGAAGCAGAGAAGGUGGUGGUGGUGGAAGGUGAUAUUACUGAGAAAACAGCAAGUGCUGGAGAAAGAGAAGAAUUAGCAAAAGAGGAAGAAGAAGAAGUGGAUUUGGACAAAAUGACAUUAGGACAAUGGUUUGCUCGAAUGGAGAAGGUCUUGCCUCUGAUGAUUAAUGAUAUGGCAGAGGAGGCUAUUGCGAAUUUGAGGGAGACAGCACGACGCUUUGAUGAAUUCAUAGAAAUGAGUUCCACUUCUCAAUAAGUACAGAUAUGUUAAAUUUCAGUUGUUUUGCUUUAAAAUAUCUAAAAAUUAGUGAGCCUUUCCUCUAGUUUCUAAAUUCGCCGUUAUAUUAUCGCUAGAAAUCUAGGAAAUUAGUGAUUAUGAUGGCGUGGAAGUCUAGUCCAAGAGAAACCUUUUGUAGAACUAUUUUGCAUUUUCAAAUCUUUUGAAUUACAUGGGAGCCACUCUCCUUUCAUCUAAUAUUGCUUAUCAAUAUAUACACUUGAAUAGAUUUUUAUGCAAAAUGUAUAGAUGUGAAAAAUGAAGUAGAGUUUUGUUUUUGCAAGUAUGUGAAUAUAUCUGUGAAAAUGUUAGGGUGAGUUUGAUAGCUCAGAAAUGUUCAAGAUUGCCUAUUGUUCAUUUAUUAUAUUUGAUAACCUGCAGUAGAGUUGCCUACUGCCUUAUAGAGUUGUUAAGUGAUUGGAAAAGUAGAGAUGAUUCUAUGUGCAUUAUUUUACCAUCACGCUAUAUGGCUUACUAAUCACUGCAUUAGAGAUGAAUACUUCAGUCGCAUGUUCAGCACGCUCUAUAUUUUGCUUGAUCAAUAUGAUUUUCUUUGUGGUUGAUUCUUUUGAACUGGUUGGAUGGAAUUGUCUGCUUUACUAUUGUGUUUGACAUGCUGACAUGGAUGAUCAACUUAGUCUGAUGGUUCUGAUUGGUUUCAGAUUCAACAAUCUAACUGACCCAAGCAAACUGCUCAUUUUAUUUAAAUUUAGAGAAAAAAAGGAUCUCGAAGAUCUUUUUCCCUUGUAUUUCUCUAAAAUUGUUUCAACUUCUAUAUAUAUAUAUAUAGUAUCAUUUCCAUUGUCUCUGUAUGACAUCUGAUUAAUUCUGAGAAAUAUAAUCAUGUUGCAGUCUUGCCCACCUGGUGCUGGUAAUGAACUAUUUAUUAUUAAUUGAUCAUUUGUUUGUUUUUUUAGACGAUUUUCCUUUUGUAAAUUCAUCAUUGUAUUACUUUGUUUAUUAUAUAACAUUUUGAUAACUGUUAUACCUUUGGCUUACUUGUAAUAUGCAAAUUAUUAUUAAUUUAUUUUUCCAGCACUGACAUUAGGCACUUCCUCUUCAUCUACCGUUAUUAUAUUAGGGCAUGUUUGGUUCACUUGAAUUCCUAUUUUAUUCCCCAUUAGUUCUGAAGGUAUGAGUAAGAAACAUGGGUCGUGCUGAUCGAAUUUGAGGUGAUCAAAGGGAUAGGUAUGACCAAUUCCAUGGUAGAUCACCAUGCACUUUUUGAAUUCUAGUUCUGCUGUUUUGAUAAAAUUUUGAUCUGAAUUUCAGUUUCGGUGUACGAGUCACUCCCUUGAUGUUUAGAUUUGUGAAUUCAAUUUUAGAUUUGGCGAACAGAUUUGAUGAAUUCCAUGUUCAGAUUUAGAGCAUGUUUUGUUCAUUUCCAGUGUACUACUAUUGCCACUGCAAUUGGUUAGAGAAGUUAACUCGACUCUGGUGAUAACACACAUGCUUUUGUUUGAGUUCCACUGAUAGAGUUACAGCAUGCCAUGUGAGAGAUUGUUGUUAACAUAUUUUUUGUUGGUCGGAAGGAUGGCCAAAGGCCUUUAUUUACAGCUUCUAUACAUUAGCAUCUGUAAAUGCUUGUAACUAGUUGAGACUUUUGGCAAACACACACCCAUCACCUUGCAGGCUGAAUAGCAUAACGUUUUCACACAUUUGUAGGCUAAAGAUUUCUGCAAUGUUAGAGUUUCUUUGAUACUCUAAAUGAUACAAUUUGAUAGUCUAAAUAUAGGGAACAUGUUAAUUUUAGGAGCACUUGGUUAAGAAAAUUUAUAAAGUAGAAAUUCAUUUUAUAUAGGUUUGCUUACAAGUGACAUUAAUCAUCAUUUUUGUACCAGUAGUCGAUAUUGUAGCUUUUGUUAUGUAUAACAAGUUGAAUGUUGAAUUGUUUACAUACAAAGACUAAUUUAUUGCAAUUUGUCUUUCAAUGAGUUUUAAACUGCAUCUUAUACCUACUUGAUAGUUGAGAUUGAUCUAAAGCAACACUUGUUUGGAUCUAUUUAGAGUUUGUUUAUUUUGUGGAAAAUAAUUUACAUGUCUAUUGCUCAUUCAGGUUGUUGUGAAGAAGUGGUUUUGGCUUCAAAGUCACAAUACCAGUUCUUGAAGUUUUUUUUUCUCGUGUUCUGAAAUGUGCAGUAAAACUAGAAACCUUGACUGACAAAACAAUAUUUUUUAUUUCAUCUCUUAAGAAGCUGCUAUGUACAGAUAUAUGAAUUCCAAUAAUCUUUAACAACAAUAUAAGCAAUGAUGUUUCUGCCCAUUUGUAUACCAACAGUCUCAGAGCAAGAGAAAUGAAAUUUAGCAAUGAAACUGGAUUGACAUAACCGAUACUGCAUACCGAGUGGAUCAAAAGCCCCAAAGAAUCGUAGAAGAUCAUUAAACUAUGGCCUGAAACACUCAACUGAUGAUAAUCAAUCCAGGUGAUGUUAAUGAUUAGAUCAAGGUAUCACUCCAUCUCCCUACAUCCAAAAUGAUUUAAAGCUCCAUGGUAUCUGUUUCUAAAAUUAGUGUUCUAGCUUCGGUCACAGGAUUUAGAGGCCAGAGGAAGAGUUGAAACUCCACUGAAAUGCCCAAGAAUCGAAAGAACAAGGACUGACGUUUGCAUCCUAUUGAGAUAAACCAUCACGCCAAUACUGGUAAUUGGGAAGCAACCAAAUCCUUGUCUAAAAGUCACCGACUCCAAAAAAUUGUGAAUAAGGAUACACUAAAGAUCAUUGCAAUAGGGGCUUUCUCAAAGCAAUAUCAGCCUG